AUGAAGCUCAUGACAACGCUCGUCGUCGCCGCGCUCGUGGGUCUGGCUUCCGCGACCAACCCAACCGUUGGGACGGAGCCCAACGCGCCAGCGCGGAACAACUUGCGCGGCGGCGACAACCGUAUGCCUCCGACGUCGCCGCUCGCCGCUACCAAGCCUGCGUCACCCCACACGCUGCACCACCACCCCUCGACGAGCCACCAGCCGACGGAAGCUGCCAUACCAGCGCAGCUAUCCGUCUCGACGUCUGAAUAUUCACACGAGCAGAGGCCGAAGGCAGCGGCAACGCCCAAGGCACGAUCGCCGCAGCACGACGAGUGGCACCCGGGAAUGAGCCACCCACCGACGACCGGGCCGCAGCCUGCAAUUCACCGCGAGGCAUUCGUCGCUGUCGACGCAGAAGUUGACGCGAAGCAACCGCGCCUGCACCACCACCCGGUAACGAGCGUGUCGCCCAGCAACGACCGGAAGCUAGCCAAACCGGAGCAUGAACGGAAGCCUGUAGAAUCGGCAGGUGGACGCGAGCUUCUCUCGGAUGCUAGCGAAGCAGCAAAGGUGAAUGAGGUGCCAGUGGGUGGCGUGCCCAAGUAG
This is a messenger RNA of Phytophthora sojae, 591 nucleotides long. RefSeq lists its product as hypothetical. Lineage: Eukaryota; Oomycota; Peronosporomycetes; Peronosporales; Peronosporaceae. The transcript has a single exon. The record is from RefSeq and is a predicted model, not a curated record. The coding region runs from base 1 to 591 and encodes 196 amino acids.